AGCCACUGCAUAGCGUACUUCCGGUGCAAUUUAGAUAGGUCCCUGCACAUGAGUAAUGAAGACCAUAUACCUUAGAUGGAUAUAUAUGAAGGUUGCUUAAUACACAUACACACUAUGGGGCCAGAUUCUGCUCCACCUCUUGGGGGUUUAAAUGGACUUAGGUGCCUGAGUGCAGUUCUAUUCCACCCCUGGGGCACAUCUAAGCAAUUUUGGUACCCUGAGUGUAGAUGCUGCUGCGCGUUCUAAAGUGGGUAGAAGGGUCCCAACCAUUGGACAGCAGGGGUUCAGAGUGCUUUGGGACACUGCUGGCACCCUCUCAAAAUUGACACCCAGGCCUGGUGUCUGGCAUGUCCUGCCUUCAUUAGGCUACUGUUUUACUCUAUCUGAAUCCCUGAAAAACUGUUAAGUCAAACAGUAAAUGGGUCUUUUCUGAUUUUUGUGUCCAACUCUUACGGGGCAGACAGUGUGGUACAGAAGUAGAUGUAUUAUGGAUUUACAAGGACUUGAACAGGAUGGAGUAGAAUUACACUUAAGUGCCUAAGUUGACCUAGAUGCCUACUAGGUGGAAUAGAAUCUGGCCUUGUGGAUAUGUGUAUCCAUCACUAAAAUGCAGUUAUAGCUUAGAUUCAAUUCAAGAAACAGUUAAGAACACAGAAAUAAAGGUGUUAAAGUUGAGGAUGAAAAACUAAAGCUGUUUUCAAACAAAGGCUGAUAGAUCAUGUAAGAACAAUUUUAGAUAGACCCAGGGUACGUCUACAUGAGACAUUUACUGUGGAGGUGCCUAAUUAGUUUUGCUGUAAACAUCUUGGCAUCUAUAGGUGUGGCCUUAUUAGGCUGCAGGAAACUAAUAAACUCUGCAGUAGGUUAGCACUUGUAAAUACAAGUAAUAUCCUGCUAUGGAGUUUUUUCACAGGAAUGCACAUGUAGAUGCUGACCUUGUUGGCUGGGGCAUGAGGGUGCCUCAGUGUUGGGGCUGCCUGCUGGCUAGCCCUGCACUGAAGUGCCCUCAUGACCUAGGCAGCCCUUCCGCAGCACAUUGAGCCAGGUUGGAGCAGCCCUGGGUUGACAGGUUGACCCCCUGGGUCUCCUGCCAGCGGAGGCUUCUCUGACCCAGCCCAACAUGCUGUGGUCCUGGGCGCACAUGUAAGCACAGUAUCCAGAACCACCUCCAAGGUUUAUUGCUUCACAUUAAUAUAUACAUGUAGACACACCCACAGUGCAUGAAAUACAUCAUUCUUUUGAGGCGUGAAGCAGUGGUGCUUUGAUUUCUUUUGAUUUCCAUGGGCAUUGGAUUGGUUCAGGCCUGUUCAGAGAACUCUGGCAAGGGGUGAAGUUCACCCAGAGGAAUUAGCUAAUUAGUCCAAAUGCUGUAUCACAUGAAGAGGGCUACAUAGCUUCCAGGUUAGAAGGCAGUGCAGGCAGAAUAGUGCACUGUGUUUCAACAUGGCACUCUGGUGUGGCAAGUGUCUGGUGUAGAUAUGCCCAUAUUAGGGUUGCCAACUCUGACUGAAGCUAUUCCGGGAGAUUUUUUUUCCAGCAUGACGUAAUGUCAUUAAUCAUAUUGUUAAACCUGUUCACAAUAUCAGUCUCCCAGAUUAUUUUGAAUAGUCACCGGGAGAUCGAAGCCAAUUCCGGUAGACUCCCAGCUAAUUUGGGAAGGUUGGCAACCCUAGUCCAUAUUUCUCAUUGACUCGAAUAGCUUCAGAGAUCUAAAAAUCAGCCCAUUAGACUGCUCAGACUUUUUCUUUUUCCUUUUUCAUGUUGUUCUAAUUAAUAGGCACAUGUUUAAUUUGUGUGUGGCUGCAUUAACAACAUAUUCAAAUCCAAAUAUAAAAAUAAAAGUUUGGGGAAAUUUAACAUUUCCUUGAUUUUAUAUUUUUAUUAAUAAUUUAGUAUUAUAGACAAAUCAGUCUCUCCUUGAAGUCUAUGACAGAUCUGGACAGAUCUUUAGUAAUAUUAUGACCCAUUUUUGUCUGUAUUUAAAUGCAUGUUUUUAUUACCUACUUAGCCACCAAAGGCCAUCAGUAGUAGAAAUAGCUCAGUGUAUAUUAUAUAUAUACUUAAAAACACAUACAUAGGGACAUGUGCAUAUUUGUAUAUACAUGAGUAUGAGUACCGUUUCUUAUUCCAUUAUAUGAAUAAUCUGAACUUCAUGCAAUAUUUUAAUUUCUAAAUAAUAUUGGGCUAUAUUAUGCCAUCAGUCUAAAGCAAAAACUCUGUUCAAAGUAAAGAAGCUUUAUGCUUCAACAUUGAUAGGACAACAUAAUUUACUAAUAACAACAUACACAAAAUGUCUGACUAUUUGUCACUUAUUUUCAAUUUCAAACAUUUAACCUUCUGAAGAAAAAAAUUUGGGGGUUAAAAUUUUCAUGGGUUUUUAGACUCUGCUCAUGUCGGCCCCAAAAUUGAUAUUUUACAAUAUUUAAACACAAAAGUUUGGCCAUUUUGAACUGCAGAUUUAAUAAAUAAAUGUCUGUUUUUAAAGAACAGUAAAAAGUAAGAUAAGUCUUAACUUGCAUUUUCUGAUUCAGAAAAUUGAAAACAAAUACUUUUUUUUUCCUUCAGGGUUGUUAUGAUCAGAACCUUUCAUUUUAUCUUGUUGUUAAAAAAAGUUGGUUUUGAGGCAAAAAUGGUAAAAAAUGUUUAACAUGUAUGAAUUGUUAUCCUAACAUUACUGUAAUGUAGGAGACUUCCCCCUUCCUUUUUAUUUGAAUGCAUAAAAACUAUAUAAAGAGUGCCUUUUGGACAAGUUCUUAAAAAUACAGUUAAUCAUAAAAAGAGUCUGGCAAUUACCCCCUAAAACUAUUACCUCAAUAGUACCUAAAUAUAAAAGAUAUUUAACCCUGCAGGUGCUACCUGACCUUCUAACUGCUCCCCCAGCUGUAAACUCAAUCCACAGCUGUUAGGCUCAAAGCCUCGGGGCCAAUAUUAUUGGCCAAAAGGGCCAAUUUUAUUCUUGCCUUAUCUUUCAGUUGCUUUUUCUCAACCAUUCAGCAUCAGCUCUGUGGUGUCAGGUCUGGGACUCCACUAGUUAGCUUUUAGUCACAAAUCAAUCUCCCCAGACACUGAGCACUGUAGUCCACGUUUUAGAUUAUAUUAGCCGAAAUGAAGAUGCUGUAUAAAGUUAUUGGCUACUCAACAAACUGAAGGCUUUUCCACCCACCUGUCUUCCCUAGCCCUCUUAAGAACCCUAUAUUUACAGAAAACAAAAGGGGCAACAUUUAAUUAUUACAAUUUGAAAGUAUAAUGAUUAUAAAGAAUGCAGAAAAGAGGAUGUCAUGGAUAAAGGCCUACCGACCAUACUGUAAGGUACCCUCCUCCCAGUUUGUGAUGAAGGGGAGCUCCAUGCCUGGUAAAAGGCAGUGCAUGUAUCUGAGUAUUAUACAGCAAAUUUAAAUCUUUUAAAGAUUUGGAACCUCUGAUGGGAGUGAGGUUCCACUUUUCAAUAUCACGUCCAUGCAACAUUAAAUCUCAUGAUAUAACUGACUUGGAUACUAUGGAUCUUAUAUAACUGACUGAAUAAAAGACCUUGCUUCUCAUAACUUGAAUACUGAUAGUUACAAGAAUUACAAUCAGAUGCAGUUGCAGUAGGGGUAGGCCAAUGAUGAAACUAGAAUGUACCUUACUUUAAUAUUCAGUAAAGUUUUACAUAUGUAAAAGGUGGAGUGCCUUGCUUACACUCUUCUAUCACAUAUUACCUAACUCCUUUUAAUUCUUACUCUAGAAAAAGCCUGAAUCUAUAUCAAAUGUAGGAUUAGAAUGUAGCUGGUUCAGAUAAUGGGAUCCUGUCUCUUUUCUCUGGAUAUCUGACCACAACAGACCAUACACUAGGCCUUAAAGAAGCCUUUAUUCUUAGUGCUAAAAUUGAAAAAUAUAGUCUCAUUUAGUUCUGCAGUUCAUACCUACAUAAUUCCUGAUCUUCAUGUUCCUGAGUCAAUUAACUGCUGGAAUUGUCGGCCACAAACAAUACACAUUCUUUUGGCUAAAUAUUUAAUUGGGCCCUUAUUCUGUAAUGAGCAGGGCUGGAUUACCCCUUUAGUGGGCCCUAGGCAAACAAACUCCUGGGCCUUGGGCUGCUCGAAACGCCCCUCCCCACCUUGGCGCCACUGCCCGCAGGCAGUGGGUCUCAAAGUUGUGGCUAGGAAGCAGCUGCUGCAGCAGUGAAGCCGCUGGAGGGGAAGGGAAGGAGGUGGACAGGGCCAUUUGUACCACCGCUGCGGAGAGAAGCACUCAGGCCCCCCACAGCUCAGGACCCUAGGUAUGUAACUAGUUUGCCUAUGCAUUAAUCCAGGCCUGGUAAUGAGCUUUGUGUUGCUGUGCUGUUGUUCCCAGGUUUUCUUGCUGAGGACUAGGACCCUGGUUACUUUUCUGUAUGGCAGGAAAGCCAUGUUGGGUUUUGCAGUUUUAAAAUAGUUCCCCAGAAGUCAGUUGGUCACUAACACUUUAUGCUUCUUUAUAAUGUAACAUUAAACUGUUGAGUAGAUAGUAUAAUUAGUGAGCCCAGUCCUGCAAAUGCUUACACAAACAAGUAUUGUGCCUUUAUUGCAUUGAGUGGACCAACAAUUGGAUUGGUUCUGUGAACAAAGGUACUUAAAUGCAUGUUUGCAGGUUGGGCUCUGUGCUGUUGCUGCACAGAGAUAGUAAGAGCUGUGCUGUGGCAGUGGCCUCAGUCUCAUAUUGAGCAUUUUGGGAGCACAGGGGUCUGAUGAGAACUCUUGAAAGGUAUUGUGCCUAAAGCAAGCAGCCUUCUGAUGCUUGAGGGCCACUGCUCUAGGUAGCAAGUGGUAUCAACUCCUCUCAUGGACUGGCUAGCACCACUGCUCAGUGGGAAGGAGUGAGGCAGCAGUCUGCCCUCCUUUGGAGAAGCUACUACUGCCAAGUGUACUGGUUGUACAAUCCUGGUAAUCCCCGAGCUUCAUGAUUCUCACGUGAUUAAUCUGUGCACAGGAAAUGCAAAGAGUGAGGAGGCUACUUGUGCCCUUUUUUUCCCUUAUGCACACAUGUAGGUGCUGGACAUAGUUGGUCCUUCACUCUGUAGAUUUUAUGAUUCAGUUGUGGAAUCAGUACUACAGCUGUGAUGGAAUUGAAAACUAGUUCUGUUUAAAUCAAUGGGGAUUUUAUCACUGACUUUAAUGGGACCAGGAUUUGACUGUAGAUUUCCAUUAUAUCCUGCUGCAAUCCAUGCUCUGCAUUCUUGUUUUUAACAUUUCUUUCAUUCAUAGUUUUUUCCCCUUUUUUCACCCUUUUUGGAGGAGACUUUCAAAAUCAUAAAGUUAAUUUGGGCUGAAAUACAAGUGCGGCAACUCCCUACUAGUUGUGCCUUUGAAAAUCUCUCACAAUAUUUUAAAUGUUUACUUGCUUUUUGUCUUUUUCUAUAACAUUAUACGCAUACAUCUCUUAAGUCAGCAUUACAUUUGAUUGUACAGGUAUUAAGAAAUUUAGUUAAGAUUCCCUUUGCAACCUAAAUUCACGUCUCCAUGACUAGCAGUUUCUAAAGCAGUCUUUUUAGGUGAUCACACACAGUUGGGCAAUGUGAUAUGCAAUGUGUCAAAUUCUGCCACAUAUUGCAGUGGAAAGGAACUAUAACUUUGUUUUUUUCUAGCCCUGUGGGUGUUUAUACAAAGUGCUGUAUUGCUACUAUGUUUUUAAGCUCAUAUUUAUUACUGCCCUCCACCAGGAUUUUUAUAGGACAUCAUGCACAUAUUGUCCAUUUCUGUUUUAGCUAAAUAUUUUUUUCAUCUUUAAAUGAGCUUCUGCAGUGUUUUCUGUAAUGCGUACAAGUUGAAUUUUAGUCCUCCUAUAAUAAGACUGUAAAAACUUGUUUUCUGCUUAUAUUGUGUCUUUCUUUAUAAAUUAUCAUGGGUAGCACGUCUUUCGUGUUACUGCAUGUGCUGUACAAUCGUGUCAGAGAAGACUUCACUUAUUAUACAGGGUGUGUUAAAGUUGAUAAGGGAGUUUUACCUCUAAAAUGUCAGUCUUUGGUGUAAAUACAAUCUCAAAGCAAAUAUGUGCUUGUGUAGAACAUAUAUGAUAAACUGGGCACUGCAGCUGAUAGCAGACUUAUAGCAGAUCUAGAUCAGGGAACAGCCCCUAUCGUCUGUUUUUCAAUUUCCUAAAUCUGUGAACUGUAGUUUGAUAUACUUUAGUUUGAAAAUAGGCAGACAUUCUUGUGAUGGGACAUGUCUUCACUUUUCAGUACAUGUCAGUACAUGUCAAGACUUAUGUGUAAUAAAAUCAGUCCAUUAAUAUCUUUUUCACUCUUAAUCACGUUUAAAUUUAAAUUUUAAAAUAUCCAAGCAAUAAAAUCAUUUUAUGGGCACAUUGUUUGCUACAACUAUACAUCUAUCUGCCUUUGCAUUUUAGACAUUUUAAAAUGAGAAAGAAGUAAUUUGAAUUAGUAAUUUCUAUUAUUCUCAUUCUAAUAUGUUACAAAAGAACCAGAAUGACUGAAAAGAAUUUAAAGAAAUUUGUGCUUUAAAGAAGAGACUUUGUAUGUCAAAUUUCAUCUGGGAGAGAAUGGUAAUGUCUGAGGUAUAAACCACUGGAAUAUUAAGUGUUAAAACAGUAACAAUAACACUUCUAAACUAUAGCAGUAAUACAAUAAAUAUACUAUCAUGUACAAAUAAUCAGACUGUGUAUUCUUUGUAUAUUUGUCAAGUCUUCUAUAUUUCUAUUUACAGUUUUGCUUGCAGAAGAUGCUUGAUUCUCAGGAGAAAAAAUGGUUAUAGAUUUUAAAUUGGCAGUUUUAAAAUAACUUAUACACUAAACCCUUUCCAGCAUCAAGUGUCCCUUCAUGGGACUGUUCAUUUCCUGGUACAUAGAUGUGAUUGGACCUUAUCAGUAUUCUCAGAAUCAAAUUUAACAGUGAAGAGACGCGUAUUGAGCUUGCAAACCAGGAAAUACCCUCUGUUGCAAUAACUGUUUUAAAUACCCAUAACCAGAAGUUAGCAUGCGAACUACCAGGCAGGACUUGAAGCAGUUUAUAAAAUAAACGUUCACUUGACUACAAGGCAGUUGCUUGUGAGAUUCUCUGUUUUGAUUGUCCAUGCAGUUGGAGAUGCCAGAGGAGGUAGGACAAUGCUUGAAUAUAAAAUAGAAGCAGAAUAAAUUGUACCAUGGCUGCCAACUGAAAACAAUGAAGGUCAUUUGACUCAUUGAACAGUUGACAGGAUCAUACACUUGUGUGGGAGAGAAGGGGAUUUUAUACUCCAAUGAAACACCCAAGUUUUGAAAUGCUAAGAAAUCUGGAUGACUUCUUGCUGAAUAGAAAUUAUUUCUGAAGGUCUACUCUUGGUGCGUUGAAACAGGACAAUUUGAGGCGGACUCUGAGAAAAUGUUGGAUUCAAUCAAGUGUGUCCUGGUUGGAGACUCUGCAGUGGGGAAAACAUCACUCUUGGUACGUUUCACCUCUGAGACUUUUCCAGAUGCUUACCGGCCCACAGUGUAUGAAAACACAGGGGUGGAUGUCUUCAUGGAUGGUGUGCAAAUUAGUCUUGGCCUUUGGGAUACAUCAGGCAGUGAAGCCUUCAAAGGUAUCCGUCCCCUCUCCUAUCAACAAGCUGAUGUAGUACUAAUGUGCUAUUCAGUGGCGAACCACAAUUCCUUUUUAAACCUGAGGAGUAAGUGGAUGUCCGAGAUCAGGAACCAUUUGCCCCGAAUCCCUGUUUUAGUGGUGGCCACUCAGACUGACCAGCGAGAAACAGGACCCUAUCGUUCAUCCUGCAUCAGCCCACUAGAUGGGAAGCGGCUGGCCCGGGAGGUCAAAGCCAAAGGCUACUUGGAAUGCUCUGCCCUCAGCAACAGAGGAGUGCAGCAGGUAUUUGAGCAUGCAGUCCGGACUGCAGUGAAUCAAGCCAAGAAACAGAAUAGGAGGAAGCUCUUUUCUAUUAAUGAGUGCAAGAUCUUUUAAGUACUUUCAGUUGCCUUUUGGCCACAUCACUUCUUUCCUUACACAGAGGUAUACCAGCUCAGAAAAUGGAAGGUGAGAUGGCCUCUGAGAGAGAACCACAAUGCUGGUGUUUUUGAUGAGCCACUUAUACUUUCAAUCUGACCUACUUUUUUAUCAUCCCUUUCCAUGGAUGAUACCUUCAAAACUGAAAAGUGCAGCUAAAUUUCCUUUCUGCACCAAACUGCAACAGAACUCUUGUUACCAUAGGCUGUUUGGUCAAAAAGUACUGGAAUGAGCCUGAAAUGGAGAAGCUGGGAUCACGUCCAUCAUCUUUAUUUUUUUAAUUGUAGUUGUUGGUUUAUUUGUCCCCAUUUAUUUAACAAUAGAAGACUUUUUGUUUGGACUGAAAAUCCUGCUGACAGAUUUUCCAUAUGGAGUCUUUGAUUCUAAAAAUGUUGUAUAUAAAGUCUAACCAUUGUAUAGUUUAUUUAAAAAGACUUGUACAUUUUGUUUUAAACCUUUCUAAUACAGAGUGUUGGCAUAUUUUCUUCUUCUAGCUAGCCACAAAUACAACUGGGCAUAUCUGUAAAAUAAUGUUCUAGGGCCAAACUCUACAGUUGUCACUCAGGCAAAACUGGGAUAUAGUAAUAGCUGGGAACUGGAAUGCUCAGGGGAUCAUUAAUGGAACAGAACCUUUCACCUUUGCUAGUUCAAAUCUAGCCUGCCCAGCCCAGGAGUGACCAAAAGCUAUUGGCAUUUGAUAGCUGUCUUAUGUCAAAUUUAUUUUGUGGUCUCAGUCUAACUCCCAGAAGACUAGCAACUGUUUCAACAAGAAGGACAAGGACUAGAUGGGCCUGAGGAAACUGACCUGCUCUCUCAUCCCCAAAAGGGCACUGGUUUCAGGCCUGGUAUAAGGACAUUCAUACUGUCUUUACAUGUACUGCCCUUGUUCUGUUGGCAGAAGAUUUUGGUCUUCAGAGAUGAGCUAUUUUUAUGAGCACUAAAAUUCUCGCGCACAAUUUUUUAAAUAGAUAUUUUUUCUCAAAAGUAUUUUUGCUAAAAACAGUAAUUUACUUUAAUAAAAAUAAUUAAAUAUAUGUUGUUGGAUUUAUAUCAUUUCAAUAAUUAAGAAAUUAUCUUUGGAGCUUGUAUGCCAAACAUCAUUUUGUAUGCUUUUGAAUGAUUAAUUAAAUACCCAUUACCUACAGGAGGGAACUAGCAAUAGUUGGGGUGAAAACCAGAGCCAUAGCCAGACAUUUUGGUACCCAGUACAGGUCAUGUGCAGAGCCGCCCCUUCCCCCAGCUAUUAUGUAACAUUACUUCCAUUUGAUUUGACACCCAUGUGCAAAGGGGACCAGUGCCAGUGCACUGCUGCUGCUGCUCUUGCUAUGGUACUGGUCAAAUCCUGAGCUUCUUACCAGAUUUUUUAACUGCAUAGAAAACCCUCUUCUGGGCUGGGAAACUCCAUUAGGUUUACAGAGGGCUGAAGGUGGGUUUUAACCCUCUUAAUUACAGUGGGGUAACCCAGAUAUUUUGUGCAUCCCCUGAGAUCUCCCUCAUUGUGUUCAGGGCUACCUAUGCAGAGGCCACGUGCCAUCUCAAUGCUCCUCUUGAAGACUUCAAGGCUUUCCCUGCCCAUAGCAAUCCGUCUCCUCUUUCUGUCCCUCCCCACAGGAUUUGUGUAGUAGGAUUUGUUCCUGUUGUGUAGGGUGGCUUUACUGGGGGGAGCUGGCUAAAUCACACAUCAGGGGUCCCUGGCCCUUUUCUUUCAACCUUUGCUUUCAUCCAUUCUAUUGUGCAGCAGUGCACUCUGUGGGGCCCAAAGGCAUAGCACCAUGGAAGGUGGUACUUCUACCUUCUACACAGGGAAGGGAGCGAUCCUCUCUGUAUCAGGGUAUGCUUUAAUCCUGCUUUCAUAGGGCCCUUACUCAGGCAAACUCCUGCUAGUUUUUGAAUGGAAAUGUGUGUAAUAAAUGUUGUCUACUUCAAAAUUGA
This is a messenger RNA of Alligator mississippiensis (American alligator), 9883 nucleotides long. RefSeq names its product ras homolog family member H (gene RHOH). The coding region runs from base 7334 to 7909 and encodes 191 amino acids. The record is from RefSeq and is a predicted model, not a curated record. Gene Ontology annotation, biological process: small GTPase-mediated signal transduction. The transcript has 2 exons. Lineage: Eukaryota; Metazoa; Chordata; Crocodylia; Alligatoridae. Gene Ontology annotation, molecular function: GTPase activity; GTP binding.